This is a messenger RNA of Pneumocystis carinii B80, 1450 nucleotides long. RefSeq lists its product as hypothetical. The record is from RefSeq and is a predicted model, not a curated record. Lineage: Eukaryota; Fungi; Ascomycota; Pneumocystomycetes; Pneumocystales; Pneumocystaceae. Gene Ontology annotation, biological process: DNA-templated DNA replication. The transcript has 7 exons. The coding region runs from base 47 to 1405 and encodes 452 amino acids. Gene Ontology annotation, molecular function: chromatin binding.
GCACUUAGGUGCUUUUUUUUGGGGGUUAAAUAUCGAUUUUUUAGGUAUGAUUCAGGAUACAGGUUUUGGCCAGGAAAUAUGUAUGGGUGCAUAUAAAAUAGAGGGAAAAGGAUGGAGGCUUUCUCGGUAUGAUUUAUUGACACCUGAAAGAAGUACAUUAGAUCCAUCUGAUCCGACUAUUUUACUUGAUGAAAGACAGUGUUUAUAUGCUACAUCGAUUCCUGGAGAAUCGGAGUGGUUGCAUGAAGAUUUAUCUAAAAUGCUAAGUUCUCUUUCCCUUGAUACGUCUUCAGAAACAUGUAUCUCUGAAAGAUUUGCAUUAAAAGAUCAAAAACAUCUAGCAGUUAUUUUAAAAACAUAUGCUGGAAUGGAAGCGUCUUUUCAUGUUUGUAAUCUGGUAGAGGUUAUUGGUAUACUUGAAAAAGAUACAGAAACGGUUCAGGAAUCUAUAAUUAAUGAACAACAUACUGUUACGCUACAUCUUCCUAUUAUACAUGUUAUACACAUGAAUAUGAUUGAUAUUAAUGAGCUGGUUACUCGAAGUCUUGGGACGAUAAAACAAAACGAUAUAUUGAAAACAAGAAAGGAAAUUAUUAAUCAUUUAGCGACUAUAUUCUGUAAUGACGUUUUAGUUUCAGAAUUUCUUCUUUUAAAUCUGGUGUCGAAUGUAUCAUCAAGAUUGCCAGCUAUAAUUUUGGGAUCUUUUCCAAUAAACAUUCGAAAUUGCACACCUACUGUAUCUUUAAAAUUUAAGGAAUUUUUAAAAAAUGUUAUUCCUGCAUUUGUAUAUGAAAAAAUUGACAUCUAUAAUCUUAAUAAUAAUAAAUUUUAUCCUUCAAGUGAUGGAGAAAAACUGCAAGCAGGUAUUAUGCAAUUGGCUAAAGGAACUAUUGUAUGUUUUGAUGAAACUAGUAUGGAUGAAGGGACAUUAAAUGAUACUGGCGUAAAAAAUAUACGUUCUCUUAGUCAAGUAAUUAUGUCUCAAGUCCUUCCAUUUCAUUUUUCAUUUAGCGAGUAUGAAAUAGAAACAGAUCUUACAAUAAUUGUUUUAAGUAAAAAUGAAAAGACAUUAUUACCUGUUGAUACAUCAAUUUUUAUAAGACCUCAGCCACCAUCUAAUUCAACAUUACCUUUGCCUCUUACUUCGGAUAAAAUAUUAGAAUUCAGAAAAUAUUUUGCUUAUACUAGACAAAUAUCAGUUGGGAUAUCAAAUGAAAUUUCUGAAAAGAUUAACUUAGAUUUUGUUCAACAACGUCAAAAUGGAAAUAAAAUUGGGGAAAAAGAACUUGGGUUUCGUAUUAGUAUUGCUAAAUUAAUCGCCAAAUCAUGUGGAUCUAGAUCAGUUUUAUGGGAUCAUUGGAUAAAUGCUGCUCGUUUAACUUCAAGUAUUGAAGCAUUAAAAUAAUAUCUUUAAAUGGAUAUAUACUUUUUCAUUAAUUUCUUUCGAAAU